GGGCGGGCUUAUUCUUUCAGACUUUGGAGAAAUGUUCGAAAGUUGGAAGCGAUGUGGUUGACGGGAAAAGCCCUUUUCCGAGAUUAACAGAACCCAAAUGGAACGUAGUAUUCGAGGGGGAAGUCAACCACUGCAUGACACGCUGCUCGCCCUGCUAUGAAUGCUCGCAAUAAGAACAAACUUUCUGGAUACGACAGUCGGCUUGUUUUUGGUGCAUGGGAAUGAGCCUGCUAUUUUUUUCUUUACUACCGUGAUCAGGGACGUUUAUAUAAAUAUAAAAAAAUCUCACGGAAGAGCACUGCUGGCUGAAGUCUCAUAAUGCGGACGGCUUGAACAUCAACAGGAAACAAUAACAAGUACGACGCUGUUUGGGUUUAUCGGCAGUUUAUUCGCGGACCUCUCGCUUUCUCCGGUCGAAUCACCACGAUUACGUUUAUUUUAUUGGCGAAUAUUGUUACUGCCUCGCCGUUCAAUUUAGGCUUCUGAAAUCAAAUAGAGAUGACGUCUCCAGCAAAAUUUCGAAAAGACAAGGAAAUAAUAGCUGAGUAUGAAACGCAAGUAAAAGAGAUCCGUGCCCAGCUGGUGGAGCAGCUGAAGUGCUUGGACCAGCAGUGCGAGCUGCGGGUGCAGCUCCUCCAGGACCUGCAGGACUUCUUCCGCAAGAAGGCCGAGAUCGAGGUGGAGUACUCGCGCAACCUGGAGAAGCUGGCUGAGCGCUUCAUGGCCAAGACGCGCAGCACCAAGGACCACCAGUUCAAGAAAGAGCAGACCGUCCUGUCACCAGUGACCUGCUGGAACCUGCUGCUGAGCCAGGUGAAGAGGGAGAGCCGGGAUCAUGCUACACUCAGCGACCUCUACCUCAAUAACAUCAUCCCACGCUUUGCACAGGUCAGCGAGGACUCUGGGCGCCUCUUCAAGAAGAGUAAAGAGAUCGGCGUCCAGCUGCAGGAAGACUUGAUCAAGGUCCUCAACGAGCUUUACACGGUAAUGAAGACCUACCACAUGUACAACACGGACAGCAUCAACGCCGAGAGCAAGCUGAAGGAGGCGGAGAAGCAGGAGGAGAAGCAGAUGAGCCGCUCCGUGAAACAGGACGAGCGGCAGACACCUCGCUCCCCUGACGCGCUGGCCACCAUCAAGGCCGAGGAGAAGCACGUUCGCCGCAGCUCCGUCAAGAAGAUCGAGAAGAUGAAGGAGAAGCGCCAAGCCAAAUACACUGAAAACAAGCUGAAAGCCAUCAAGGCCCGCAACGAGUACCUCCUAGCGCUGGAGGCCACCAACUGCUGCGUCUUCAAGUACUACAUCCACGAUCUCUCCGACCUCAUUGACUGCUGUGACCUGGGCUACCAUGCCAGCCUGAACCGGGCUCUCCGCACCUACCUCUCGGCCGAGUUCAACGUGGAGACGUCGAAGCAUGGAGGCCUGGAGGCCAUCGAGAGUGCGGCCGAGAACCUGGAGGCCAACAGUGACAAGCAGCGCCUCAUGGAGACCUACAAUCACGUCUUCUGCCCCCCAGUGCGCUUCGACUUUCAGUCCCAUAUGGGAGACAUGGUGGGACACUUGUGUGCCCAACCUCCCCUGCAGGGGGAGCUACUCCAGAGGUGCCAGCAGCUGCAGUCCCGCCUCUCCACCCUCAGGAUAGAAAACGAAGAGGUGAAGAAGACCAUGGAAGCCACCCUGCAGACCGUCCAGGACAUGGUGAACAUCGAGGACUAUGAUGUCACUGACUGCUUCCACCACAGCAAUUCCAUGGAGUCCGUCAAGUCCACUGUCUCGGAGUCGUUCAUGAGCAAGCCCAGCCUGGCGAAGAGGCGCGCCAACCAGCAGGAAACGGAGCAGUUCUACUUUACGAAGAUGAAGGAGUUCCUGGAGGGGAGAAACCUGAUCACCAAGCUGGAUGCCAAGUAUGACCUGAUUCAGAAGACGCUGGGAGAAAGCCAGAAGACUGAAUGCUGUGUUGCCAGUGGAAGGAGGAACUCCACCGUGCACAAGCAGGAAUCCAACCAAGUCAUUCCACUCAUGGUGGAGAGCUGCAUCCGAUUCAUCAGUCGGCAUGGACUGCAGCACGAGGGCAUCUUCAGAGUAUCCGGGUCGCAGGUGGAGGUCAACGACAUCAAGAACGCUUUCGAGAGGGGCGAAGACCCCCUGGCAGGCGACCAGAACGACCAUGACAUCGACUCCAUCGCCAGCGUGCUGAAGCUGUACUUUCGGGGCCUGGAGAAUGCCCUCUUCCCAAAGGAGGUCUUCCAUGAGCUCAUGUCCUGUGUCUCCAUGGAGAGUCUCCAGGACAGAGCUGUUCACAUCCGGAAGGUUCUGCUGAUGCUUCCUAGCGGCACGCUGGUCGUCAUGAGAUACCUGUUUGCUUUCCUCAGCCACCUGUCCCAGUACAGCGAGGAGAACAUGAUGGACCCAUACAACCUGGCUAUCUGCUUCGGUCCCACUCUCAUGUCUGUCCCCGAGGGCCACGACCAGGUCUCCUGCCAGGCGCACGUCAACGAGCUGAUCAAAACGAUCAUCAUCCACCACGAGGCCAUCUUCCCGGGACCGCGGGAGCUGGAGGGGCCGCUGUACGAUCGUGGAGGGGCCUCUGAGGAGUACUGUGACAGUCCCCAUGGAGAACCCCCCGUGGUGGACGAGCCUGCCCCUGACGCCUCUUCUCAGCUGCAGAACAGCGAUGAUGGCCACUCCCUCGUUUCAGAGUCCGAGCCCGUGGAGGCCAUCGCCCGCUUCGACUACACGGGCCGCACCGACCGAGAGCUCUCCUUCAAGAAGGGCGCCUCCCUGCUGCUCUUCCACCGCGCCUCCAGUGACUGGUGGGCGGGCCGGCACAACGGCAUCGACGGCCUCGUGCCGCACCAAUACGUCGUGGUCCAGGACAUGGAAGACGGCGUCGCCGGGAGAGGAAGCCCAAAAGCCGACGCUGAGUUGGCAGCAGAUGCGAUGCCACUGGAGGAGAAGGUGUCCACCAGGGGGAGCCUGAGCUCACCAACUGGCGGCCACGUGGCUGAUAUAUACCUGGCUAACCUCAACAAGAUGAGGAAGCGACCGGAACCUGGGGGUCUCCGCCGGACGUUCCGGACAACAGAGGGGCUCUCGGAGAGUUGCCAGGCAACCCCUGCAGGCAGCAGGACUGCCUCCCUGCCACUAGGGGGGGCGCUGCGGGAGGGGCCCGACAAGCGGCCCAUCAGUGCACACAGCAGCCUGAACUCCAUCACCCGCCAUUCCUCCCUGAAGACCAAAGCAGAGAGCCCACAGUUCCGCAAGGCGGCCACCGCAGGGCGCUCCAAGAGCUUCAGCAACCACCGGCCACUGGACCCAGAGGUCAUCACACAAGUGGAGCAGAGCUCCCAGGAUAUCGAGGCCACCAUGAAUACAGCGCUGAACGAGCUCCGCGAGCUGGAGCGACAGAGCAGUGCCAAACACGCCCCCGACGUGGUGUUGGACACGCUGGAGCAGCUGAAGGGCAGCCAGGGGGUGCCGGUGCCCACCUCCGAGCCGUCCAGCCCGCUACACUCACGCCUGCUCAAGGAGGCCGACGCUCCCCGGCACCCGCUGCAGCGCAGUGCCAGCUCGGCCAGCGACGUGCCCAGCACCUUCCGCCCGGGCAAGGCUGCCGUCAAGGGCCCCGCCCCCGUCCCAGUGCCCAUCCGUGAGCCCCGCCCUCCUGCGACCCGCCCCAAGCCCGUGGUCUUCCCCAAGACCGCCUCCGGGGGCAGUCCUGCCAUGGGUUCACCCACCACGUCCAUGCCGCCCACGCCCCCGCCCCCACCGCCCCCUGCAGACAAGUCCUGCCCCGUGUGAGCAGCAGCCCCCGGGGGGCACAAGCAGCCAGCCGGCCGGACCAUGGACCCCCAAACUUUUUUUUUUUUUUUUUGAAAAGGGACGGGAUGGACUUCUCCAGAGACGGGGGCCCACAUCCAUGCAGGGCAGCGGAUUUUUCUAGAAGAGUGCCCUUGCCAUUCCUGUCGAUGUGAAGUCGCCAUCAACCUGUAUUUUUCUAGAAACAGCGCAGUGGACUUUGGGGCACUGGACAGCACUGGGGAGGGCGAGCGCUGGCCUUGAUGGAACCUAACAAUGGACAGGGGGGUGGGGGCAUUUUUAUGAUCAGGGUGUUGAUUACAGUGCUGUAACACAAAGCUGUUCUAGGUGACUGUUUUUCCGUCGUGUGCCCCUAUCUGCCCCCCCAGUCACACCAGCUGACUAGUAGCUCACUUGGGCCGCAUCCCCCACCGGAAGACAGUGAUGACGUCUCUGGUGUUCUGGCAUUUUCCUCUUCUAAGCCCUGCUGCCGUCUCUCUCCUGCUAGUCGCUUCUGUUUGACUGUGGCAGUCAUCACAGUUCCUGGCUUCGCUAUUGGUCGGUGAUAUCAGGCCCCUCCCCCUGCAGUGAACUUACUUGGGCGCAGUGCCCAGCUCCAGGGGCAGCUCGACACCACAUGCCGGCUAGCAAACCGCUAAGCUUCUGUGAAACUCCGCCUCAUUCCGGCUGCGUUAACAUAGAUUAGCAAACCUAAUGCAAGGAUAACCAACUGUAUUCAAUAGAUACAUAUUUAACUUUUCAAAUGGAAUCUGCAGAUCAAUCUUAUACAGUUUUGCCCGGCUGUGUAUUAAGGCAUUUAGAUAGAAGCACAACCUUUCAUGGAGAAUCUUCCACUGGGGAAAUGGCUGCUUUUAUAUUCUGCAUCGCUUCAGAUAUACAGUCAAGCUGUGUGUGUGUGUGUGUGUGUGCACGCAUGCAAUGGUGUGUGUGAAUGCGUGUGCGUGCGUGAGUGUGUACAUGCAUGACAGUGUCUUACGAUAUAAGAGGAUAUUUCAGGACAGGGACUCCCACUGCGCUCCAGGGCAGGUAGCUGUGCUUUCGGCAUGCCGAUUCGUAGCAAAGCGGUGACCUCACAUUCACCCAUGUCUCUCCACCCACUUCCAUUGGCUGGUCACUUUUGAGAGAUUGAAUCCGAGCAUCUGACUCAUGACUGUUAUUGCGGGUGAUGCGAAGCUGCCUCACCCUGAAACUGUAUCUUCUUAAACUGUAAGGGGCUGCGAGGUCAGUGCUGGUAAUCCUUCUGAGUGCUAAUUUUUGACUUUGAUCACUUCGCUCCUUGAUGUUCACCGGUUCACCAGGACACAAUUGAAAUAGGAUCGUUAACCUGCGUCUCGCACCAUGGGCCGCUGGAUGAUUCUGUGACCGGGUUUGUCUUGUUCUGGUCCUUCCUCCGCCUUUACCUUCACUGUACUGGUGUGUAAAUGUAUGUUCGGCCUCCCAGCCCUUGAAGAGAAGGGAGAGCGACUGCCUUUGCUGCUUUGAAGCCAGUGUAGCCGUGUGCUCAUGGUUCAGCCAGGAGGGAGGAAUGGAGAAAGAGGCCCUAUAUGAAUUUCUGAAUAGUCCCAGGCCCUGCUUGUAGAUGUGGUCCAAAUAGGAUGGGUUCGAGUCAUGGGGGGUGUUCCGGACCUAGCCGGGGCGUGAGAAAAGCGAGGCAGCCACUGGCUUUGUAGCCAUACACGAGCACUUGGAGUGAUGCCUUCUCUCUUUCUCUCUCUCUCUCUCUCUCUCUCUCUCUCUUUCUUCCUUCUCUCUCUCGUACUGUGACCACAUGUACACGGCCUCUUAGGCCGCUGUGCUGAUGGAUCCUCAUUGAACAAUCAGGUCGAGGCGGCCGGUUGAUGAUCGGAGUCAUAAUGCGGAUUUCUAAAGACGCUCACUGCAGGCAUUCCACUAACAUUUUGUUCCAAAAGAGAAUUCCUGUUUGAUUUUUAUUAUUAUUUUUGAAAGAUGUUAACAGGUGGGUGUAAUAACUCGUGUGUGUGUGUGUAUGUGUGUAUGGUAGGAUGUAAUCACCAUGUGGUGACUCUCCUACUUAUGUAACUGGAAACUGUU
Paramormyrops kingsleyae is the source of this 5871-nucleotide messenger RNA. RefSeq names its product SLIT-ROBO Rho GTPase activating protein 2 (gene srgap2). NCBI's taxonomy places the organism in Eukaryota, Metazoa, Chordata, Actinopteri, Osteoglossiformes, Mormyridae. Gene Ontology annotation, molecular function: protein binding. The record is from RefSeq and is a predicted model, not a curated record. Gene Ontology annotation, biological process: signal transduction.